Messenger RNA from Drosophila willistoni, 1426 nucleotides. Its product is annotated as 2-aminoadipate transaminase. Lineage: Eukaryota; Metazoa; Arthropoda; Insecta; Diptera; Drosophilidae. Gene Ontology annotation, molecular function: L-2-aminoadipate:2-oxoglutarate transaminase activity; pyridoxal phosphate binding. The transcript is spliced from 4 exons. Bases 111 to 1373 code for a protein of 420 amino acids. The record is from RefSeq and is a predicted model, not a curated record. Gene Ontology annotation, biological process: biosynthetic process.
UGAUUUAGUUUAUACAUACAUAUAUAUAAUUGUUAUUGCUAUUAUGUAGUUUAAUUUAGUGUGAUAAGACUUGAAAUUAUCAUUAUAAAAAUUCACCUUCAGCUGGCAGCAUGUCGCAAACCCAAAAGGAACUCAAAUUGAAGCAUCUUUUCGAUGGCGGCGCUUGGAAUGUAUACGAUCCGAAUGUCUUAAAUCUGGGCGUAGGAGCUCCAGGCACUGAUCUUCUCGAGCCAUGCUGUGACAUAUUCCAUCAGGCCACGGCACAUUGUCUGGAGCGCGAAAAGUCAACAAAUCAAUCGCUGAUCUUUCAGUAUGGACCCAAAAGUGGCAACUAUGAAGUACGCCGUGAGAUAGCCAAUUAUUUUAGUUCACAGUACGAUAUGCCCAUGAAGAGUGAGGAUUUGAUUAUCACAACGGGAGCCACGCAAGGUCUACAUUUUCUGAUAUCCACACUAAUUGAUUUUAAGGGUUAUAUAUUUGUGGAUGAAUUUACGUAUAUGAUUGCUUUAGAUAGCAUGAAGGAAUUCACUAGCUUGACUCUGGUGCCAAUUAAAUUAAAUGAUGAUGGUGUCGAUCUGCAUGAUCUCGAAGAGCAGGUGGCAAAAUCGGUAUUUAAAUCCAAUGAGAAAGAAUUCUGGGGCAUCUAUUAUACCAUACCCACCUAUCAUAAUCCUACGGGUAUUCUCUUUUCGCCAGCUGUUUGCCGUGGCAUUGUCGACUUGGCACGCAAGUAUGACUUUUUGGUGGUAUGUGACGAUGUCUACAAUAUAUUACACUAUGGCGAGAAACCUCAACAUGCCCGUUUGCUAUCCUACGAUGUUUGUUCCGAUGCAAAUUACAAGGGUAAUGUCAUCUCCAAUGGCAGUUUCUCAAAGAUCAUUGGGCCGGGCGUACGUUUGGGCUGGCUAGAGGUUCCGGCACGUCUAAAACCCCAUCUGCUGCAAAAUGGCUUGAUACAAAGUGGUGGUUGCUUCAAUAACUACACAGCCGGCAUAGUUGGUAGCUUAUUUGAAUUGAAUUUGGCUCAAGAGCAUAUUAAACGUCUCUAUGAAGCCUACAAAGAGCGCAUGUUGGCCACCAUUGAGUUACUGAAAUCGGAACUACCCGCCGAUUGUAAAAUGCUGAAGCCCAGCGGUGGAUAUUUCAUUUGGAUACGUUUACCCGAACCAUUGGAUGCGAGUGAAUUUCUUCAGUAUUGUUUAGAGCAUGAGAAAAUUGCAUUUAUUGCUGGUGCUAGAUUUGCUUUGGCAAAUGAUAUGGGUAAGCAAUACUUUCGACUCUCCAUUGCCUUUCAUGGCAAGCAAAAGCUACAGGAUGGGGUCAGACGUCUUUGUCGUGCUUUAAACGACUAUAGAAAAACUAUAAAAGCUUAGUUUUUAGUACAUAAAUUUUAUGGCAAUAUACAAACGUUUAUUACGCUUCUCUA